Molecule: messenger RNA, 1899 nt
Organism: Klebsormidium nitens
Lineage: Eukaryota; Viridiplantae; Streptophyta; Klebsormidiophyceae; Klebsormidiales; Klebsormidiaceae
Source: the annotation of a GenBank genome assembly
AUUUGUACCACCAGCUUUUACAAUCUGUUCAGUAUGCAAGUCAAGAACGCAAUCAUAUGCGACUCCCGGCCACACACCUGCUGCCAAAUUUUGGUAUGAAUUGCGACGGCUCCCGGGCAAGUCAUUUCGGUAGAUUUUGUAUCGGAAAGCCGCAAUAUGCUGCAAUUGGGGCCGAAUCAGCGAGGAUGAUCCCUGCAACGACGCACAUGAUAUGUAUCUUGUAAGUUUUAAAAUUACGGUAUGUCAGAUCGAGGUUGCAAGAGGAGCUGGAGCACGAGGCUGAAGGGGCCAGGGCGGAGCCUAUGUUCUCUUUGGGAUUUUGAGCCAGUUGAGCUCCUGAUGCGCAGGCUGCGGUGGUGAUCACGUAGGUCGGCAUGAAGGGCUUGUCUGCUGGCCCGGGGCAGCGCGGCAAGCGGGCCACCGCAGGUGGUGGGGGGCCUGACUUCAACAAGUUCCUGAAGCUUACGCAGGAGCACCAGGCCAGGGAAAGGAGCAGCAGCGGGACACAACAAGAAGCAAGGGGCACCUCCUUGCACGACCUGCACGAGCAAGGAGGUGUUCCGUUUGACGGCACCAGCUCAAGCAACAUAGGUAGCGCCCGUCAGAGUGGUGGCGCCACACAGCCUGAGAAACAAGGCAGGGGUUUUGAAGCAACCCCAGAUGUAUCAUCAACCCACUCUCAGAACGACGCAGCAGCAUGCUGCGAUGCGGGAGCAAGUGCCCCGCAGCCAGGGGCCAUGCUCGGCGGUCAUGGGGAGGACGGCUCCACAGAGCUUCAGGAGCAACCGAGCGAUGUGUUAGCAGCGAUUCAAUUGCUUCAUAGUCAAUUUCCAAAAGUUCGAAAAAAAGUCGAUGUCUUGCCGGUCAUCCUCAGGACGCAGGUCUACAGCAUUGUGAAGAACAGGACCGAUGUGGACAGGGAGGCCGAGGUGCUCAAGCAUCGGCGACGGAUCCGCCUGUUCAAGCUGGUCACUUCCGGGGACGACUAUGCCAUCAUGCUGUGGGAUGACUACACUGCGCAAGUCCGCCAGGCGCAGGCGCAAGCGGCGUCCAAGAGCCCCCCAGAACACGUGGUGGUCUUUGACUGGUUCUUGGAGAGCGUGCUUCCUGGCCAUGUGGAGGUCGGCAUCAGCCAUGCACUCCUGUGGCGGCUGCUGUCUGGACCAGGCCGGCCGCCUGUGCGCGAGUACCAUGUGUCUUUGCUCCUCCAGGCGGGCCUGCUGGUGCGCCAGCUGGCGGAUAGCACCGCCUUCUGGUUCGCCAUCCCCAACGUGGGCCUUCUCGUCAAGAGCGUGGUCCAGGGCCGGAAGGAGCUGAUUGGGUACUUGUCCCGGCGCAAGUACCGCGAGAUGCUGCACACGGAGCUGAGCCGCAAAAAUCUGCGGUACUCCAUCUUAGGGAUGCGGUUUCACCUUCGCGACCUGCUAGGUUCUGGCAAGGCUUUUACCGUGUCCACGACAGUAGGACCACUCAUCCGUCUGGCAAGAGAUUGAUUUGGACGGUCCUUGACCCGACUAUCGAAGCUCUGGGGCAGAUGAGGUGCGUGCGAUCAGCAUUCUAUGUAACCUAUAUGAUACAAGGCCUUGUGUUUGACGAGCCGCCUGAGGGGGCCUGUGGGGCCCUCAUCGUUUAACACUCUGCAAUUGGGCCAACUGAGUUGCUCCAAUUUGGAAGGGCGAUUGAAGAAUCAUCACUGGAUAGAAUCCUAACCCUUUGGCUUGUAUGCAACUGCAAACCACACUCGAUUGCGUGGGAGUAACAUGAGUUUUUAGAUUAUCAGGGUGGCACGGGGUGACAAGCAGGCUCGGCCUAACUACUUACAUCGUGGCACGAGACUUACUGAAUUUCGCGUUUCUUAUGUUUGGCGGUAUAUACGGCAGUACGUGUGCAAACUGUGCA